Messenger RNA from Bicyclus anynana (squinting bush brown), 7299 nucleotides. It is a transcript of the gene Alg-2, whose product is annotated as programmed cell death protein 6. The transcript has 5 exons. NCBI's taxonomy places the organism in Eukaryota, Metazoa, Arthropoda, Insecta, Lepidoptera, Nymphalidae. The record is from RefSeq and is a predicted model, not a curated record. Bases 168 to 701 code for a protein of 177 amino acids. Gene Ontology annotation, molecular function: calcium ion binding.
UUUCCUCAAAACUUGCUUUCUUUUAAUAUUUUCUGAUUGAGCUCCAGUUUUCUGCUUAUCUCUUAUUUGUAUUUUGUGUCAUAAUUAAAUACAUAGAAAAUAGACUCAAUCACCUGUGUUCUACAUUUAAUUAAUAGUGCUAAACUAAAUUAAUAUAUAAAGUGAACAUGACUUUCCAAUCGCCAAUGCCUAGUCGAGAGUUUCUGUGGGACAUUUUCAGAAGAGUGGACAAAGACAGAAGUGGCUAUAUAUCUGCAGAUGAGCUACAGCUGGCACUCUCUAACGGAACAUGGAAUCCAUUUAACCCUGAAACUGUGAGGCUUAUGAUUGGUAUGUUUGACAAGCAGAACAGAGGUGUAAUAUCGUUCGAAGACUUCGGCGCGCUCUGGAAAUAUGUGAGCGAUUGGCAAAACUGUUUCCGGUCGUUCGACCGCGACAACUCCGGGAACAUAGACAAGGUGGAGUUGAAGAAUGCGCUCACAGCGUUCGGGUACAGACUGUCGGAUGACGUGGUCAACAUGAUGGUGCAGAAGUUUGACAGAUUUGGCCGAGGAACCAUUCUGUUUGACGACUUCAUUCAGUGCUGCGUCACUUUAUAUACAUUAACAUCCUCGUUCCGCCAGUUCGACACAGACCAGGACGGCGUCAUAACGAUACACUACGAACAGUUCCUCAAAAUGGUGUUUGGAUUGAAGGUAUAAAAGACACGCGAAUGGUUUUAUCAUUUAAAAAAAUGUCGUCGGAAUACGUCUUCUCAUGUGCACAAAUCUCUAAACUAAAUUAAAUAAACAGCUGAUUUAAUAUGAAAUAGUGUGGCCUGAUAAUCUGAGAAGUGUUGGAUUCGAUUCCCGCCGUUAGAAUAUUGUUGUACCCACUCCUUUUCACUUGGUUAAAGUAUUAGUUUUACAAAAGGACAGGUAACAUUUGAAAAAAAAAAUCUAGUAGGCCUUAUCAUCUUCAAAAGCAGAAGGAUAGAACAAUUUUUAGACAGAUUUGUCUACAACAUAAAUUCUAGUUUUGGUACUUAUACUUAAAGGUUUUUAUUUAAGUUAAUCUCAUGAAAAAAUUUCCAUUAAGGUUAAAACCGAUCCAGUGGCUAGUAAUGAGUAUUUUUAUCUAUAAACAGAUAUAUUUUUAUGAUAUAGAUAUAUAACACUAAAUAAUAAAACUGACUCACAGCAAAAAUAGUUUUAACAUUCCGAUAUCAUUAUUUUUAAGCCAGUACCAAAAGUUAGAUUUUUUAAUUGGGUAACCAUUGCUUCUUUAUUGUGUCUUGAAUGUCGAAGAUAUGAGAUUAUAUUUAUUUAUAUUAAUAUUAAUAUUUAUAUAUUUUGGUUGAUGUAAAGUGAUGUACUUACUAAUUAAACUCAGAGCACAUUAAGAAUGGAUCAUUUUCAUAAUGUGUUGUGUGAAAUCACAUCAGCACAGCAGUAAAGGCAUUACAAAUAAAUUCCUACUCAGAGAGAUAAGUAAAUAGACAGAUAUAUCGCAUUCCGUCAAAAAAGAGACCAAUGGGAAUGACAUUCAAUGUCGACAGGUCACAAAAUCAAGUUUUGAUAUCAAAAUCAAGUAAUUUCUGACUUAUUACAGCAAUUGGUUGUCUAUUUCCUUUCUUGUAUAUGUUAUUUUUGAUUCAAUAUGUUAACUAUUUUGACAGUUUGUCAAUUUGGUUUGAUCCAACUGUGUGAAGGUCUUAAUCAUUAUUGUCAAUAUGUGCCAGUGCCAUUUCUUUUUAAACAUAUUUAUACAAAAGCAUUGUAUAUGCUGUAAAUACAAAUAUCGAUCUGCUAGUGAAAGGCCCGUCAAAAUCGGUAAAGCCGUUUCAGAGAUUUGUCGGAUCACACAGAUUAACAGGUUAAAUAAAUAAUUCAAAAAUUGGUUUUCGUUCACUAUUUGUACUGCGUUAUCAGAAAAAACUUCGAUUUCAGUUAUGUACCUACAAAGUAUUACAACAUGAAAAGUGUUAAAUUUUUAUUUUACGUGUUUUUGAUAGCUGUGUUGAAUUUAUUGAAUGUGGAGUGGAUUAAAGUUAUAAAAGUAUAAAAAAAUAUAUAUAAAAUAUUAUAUUUGAUGUUGCUUGUGAAAAAUAUGCUUUUGGAAAAUAUUCGGUGCUUUGUUCAGCCAAACGAUCUUUUUUGAGAUCUAAUAUAUGAAAAAAAACAUCACAAUGCAAAUCGUUAGAAUCUGUCAUAUAUAAUAAUCUCGAAAAGUUUAUAUUAGUAGAUGUAUAAGGAUAAAGCAGGCCGUGGUUUGCGACAUAGCGCAUAUGUGUUUUGAUUGCAUUAAUAAUAAUGUUAUAUUCAGCAUAUAUUUUAUUCAUGUUGUGUCAGACAACAGUGGUUGUCAACCAGUUGACUAACCAACCAAGCAGUUUAGUUAAUUGUAACCAAUCGAGUCUUUGAACGAUAAUGACUAUCAUUAUGUACUCAGAGGCACAAUUAUCCGCCCACUUUAAUAUACUCGCGUCAUAAUAAAGAGGGCGGAUAAUGAGAGGCCUCUGAGUAUAAUAUGGACUAUAGUCAACAUCUUCAUUGGUCUUCAUUAGGUCCUGAGAUCCUAUAAAAGUGUGGCAACUGUUAUCGGUUUCCGGUACGUACAGGCUACAGUUGCAAAUCACGGCCUAUCAACUAUUUAAACUAGGCGUUAAACAAUGAUAUAAAUUGUUAUUACAUUGGCCUAUUUUUUCUGUACUCAAAAUGCACAUACAGAUAAUAUUAAUUACGAAAUAUAGUUUUUUUUACAAUUAUAUAAUAUAUUUUUUAAUAUAAAAUAGGUACGCGUAUGUUAUAUAGAAAUACAUUAUAAUACUAAUAAUAACAUAUAAUACAUACUGGCUUCCUCACAGAAUGUAAACAUUAUUUCUAUCCAAUGUUGCGAAAUAUUUCUGAAAUUAGAGAGUACAUUUAUUUUAUUUUUGUUUAUGUUUUUAAGUUAAUAUCACUAAAGCAAAGCUGUAUUGUCAAUUUUGAAAAAAAAUUUAAAAAUUACGGCGCGUUGCGUAAACAAUUUCUGGAUUAAUUGUCAUCCUCUUCACAUGUUUCCAAAAAAAAACAUUGAAUUAAAUUUAAUUUCUCGUGAAUUUGUCUAGGUAUUCUGUUCGGUUGUAAAGUUUCCAGCAAAAGAAUCUAUUCCAUUAUGAAAAUAUAAGAAAACGGUCGAAAAAUUUAUACAAUCUGGUAAAUAAUGUUUAUUUCUGUUUGCGAGUCUAUCUGCCGUCUAUAAAUUCACUCCGUGAACACUCGUGGAUAGACGUAGGUAUAUAAAGUCUGGCUAGUUGAUGACACACCCAUGAUAUGCGGGCGAUGAGGGGGGGGGGGGAUUAUUAUUAAUAUUGGUCAGAUCACAGACAUAGCGCGUUUAUGUGUGUAAACUGAAGAUCCAUUUCGUUACAGAACACUUCUUCACACACCAAUGCGCUGUGGGUCGAAUUUCAAACGUACACAAACUAUACACACAUUCAUAAUCUAUAAAUGUGUUAUUUAUUAAAUGCCGGCUCCACAUUAGUGCCGUGAAUCACGCGCGAAUUCUCGCCAUGAAUUCUCGGCACGAGUCCAUCCUCCACAUUCACGGGAUGCUCACAAUCGUUUGAAACCCGCCAUGUAAUGUCUUUAACUUCGUUUGCUAUGUCCCUAUACUACUAUUUAGAUGGACCGUGAAUGUGGAUGUGAAGGAGGCGCGAACCCUUUGUCGCGGGACAAAAUACCGACUCUGAUCUGAAACAUGCGUGAACGUGCGUGAAUCCCGCGAAAACAUUUACGUUCGCGGCCUGUUCACGGAACUUCACAGCACUAAUGUGGAGCCGGCAUUACACGAUAUGUACAAAUAUUCACGGCGUGAGUCUAUGGGUCUAUGUAUUGUGUCUAACCGCGAAUUUCUCUCUUCCGUCCAGUGUUGGCCGUAACCGUCGGUCUGCAAGCGUCGCAAAGGUUUGCCCUCAAUACCACUACACUAAUAACUCAACUUGGUUGUCGCUAGUGCCCUUGAAAACGUACUGCAAGUUCGAGUGUUCUCUGUAAUGUCAAAGUAAAGUGAGACUUAAUGGCUCUAUUUUAAAACUCAGUUUAGUGUAAAAGUUUACACCUUAUCAUCAUCAUGGUAACUUGACCAAAUCAAGUCCUAUAGAUACCAAAUAAGGUAAGAUUGAGAUUUUCUUAAUUGGUCCAGGUCUGGCUAGUUACCACCCUACUGACAAAGACGUACCGCCAAGCGAUUUAGCGUUCCAGUACGAUGUCGUGUAGAAACCGAAAAGGGGUGUGGAUUUCCAUCCUCCUCCUAACAAUUUAGCCCGCUUCCAUCUUAGACUGCAUCAUUACUUACCAUCAGGUGAGAUUGUACUCAAGGGCUAACUUAUAAAAUAAAAAAAGUUCACAGGGUCAACAAGACUGAUAUUUAGCUUACAACCUCCGUCACUAACAUCCAUUUAUACCGAGGGUUAUAAGAACCGUGAUAGCCCAGUGGAUACUGACCUCUGCCUCAGAUUCCGGAGGGUGUAGGUUCGAAUCCGGUCCCGGGGCGUGCACCUUAACUCAACUUUUCAGUGUGCAUUUAAAAAAAAUAAAUAUCACGUGUCUCAAAUGGUGAAAGAGAAACAUUGUGAGGAAACAUGCAUACCUGAGAAAUUUCUUAAUUCUAAGCGUGUGUGAAGUCUGUCAAUUUUGGUUCUUUUUCGUUUUCUGCCAAGUAUUGUCAGCGUGAUGGACUAUUUGACCUAACCCCUUUCAUACACAGAGGAGACUCGAGCUUAGCAGUGAACUAAUGAUAAUUAAUGAUGAUACCGUGGUCCGAUCCGAGUAUCACAUGGGAAGCCCUUAGAAAGACACACACCUUCACAGUGACGCUGCCCCGUUAAAGGGCAUACAAUCAGCUAUACCACAGCCCUACCCAAUGUAACAUACUGUUUACUAACAAACAAAUUAAAAAUGAGGGUAUAAAUCAGUAGUCAUUUUACACACAAUCACAUUGAGUAGGGCUGUAGGUAUGUUAUAUAGUUAGAACCAUUUCAUGUUGCUCUAAAUACUUAAUGAAAAUAAAGUACAUAAAUACGAAUUUAAUAGAACGUCUAUUAAGUCUACGCUACUUUGAAUUUAUAGAGUAAUUACUCGUGAAUGCUCAAACUAAUCAACUUGCAAGUUUAUGUUUACUAAUAUGCGUGCCAAGAGAUAUUGAGAUAAGUUUGUCUUCAUAAUACCUGUAUCGUAUCACUCCCUCUUUUGUGCGAGAGCUAUAUUUAUUUGUCUUGUCGUUGUGAUAGAACGAAAGAGAGACGUCAACGAAGCGCGGAUUCAGUAAUUUCUUUUAUUUUCGUCUACUCGUUUUUUUUGUCGGUCGUCUAUAAUGCCCCCCUAGACGGGAUGCUAACUAAGCAAUUACUUAAAUAGCUUACGGGUUAAUCCAGGACUGAAUAUAGGGUAAGUUGCAAAAUUAUAUCGAUAUCCCUUGGCGCAUCUAUUAGGCCACAAGAUUCGGAAUAAUAAUUGUGCGCUCGUCUCGUAAUGUGCAGUCAGCUUGUAUUGGGUUCUAGUUCGCGCAUUUAUAAUAAAAAAAAUUGUUUAAUAGGAAUUCAUAUUGAGAACAUAGCAUGAAACUCAGCCUUUGAUUUAUUUACAUCUCUUUGGAUUUGUCUACCAAUAAAUUUUAGGGAUGUCUUCUGAUUGUGUUUGUGUAGUAUAUUAUGUUUUAUUCAUAGAAUUGUGUGUGUUAAAAUGUUAUUCAUAGAAUUUUUUAACAAGCUAAAUCGCGAGCUUAAUCUGGACCCAAUAAAAGCUUUCCAUACUAUACAAAUUUCAAUGUUAUUAAAAUAGAAUUAAGUAUAAUUUAACGUACUUGGUUUUACUUGCAUUUACACACAUCUUUAUCACAUCUCAUUGUAAAGUAUGAGUAAUUUUUUAUUUAAUUCGUUCUACUCGUAAAGCGAAAUUGCUUGGAUGAUUCAUAAUUGGUCGUACCUCGUUGUUUUGGCAAUGUUAAAUCACGUUAACUUUUUUAAAAGAUAGUAGAAAUGUGGCAUUUUUAGUGCUAAAUGAUCUGAUUAACAAAAGGGUCAAGUAUCUGACGAGCGUCAGAAGCAAACGUGAGCACUGGCUCAAUCGUUCACACGAAGUGUCAGUUUUCUGACAAAACUGCAACAACCGAAUAGUAAAAACGAAACUGUUUAGUAAAAAAAUUCUCAUGCUUACUCUAAUACCUUUACAAUUCAUAUAUGUCUUGUUACAAGGGAGAAAAAAUGUCUUUUCCAGUGAUCAAAUCCUUCAGCUAUAAAUUAUAUGUAUAGCUCUGUCAGUACAUUUCAUAUUUCAUUAUAUUUUUGAUAUUUAUUGUUCUUUCCAUGUUCAUCAAUAUCAUUAUUAAUAAUUAUUAUUUAGUUCGUUAAAUAUUUUUAUACUAUGUAGAGUAGUUUACAUUUAAAUCUUACCUUUUUCUAAAGUAUAUAAAUAUUGCUAUAAAAUUUGCCAAAUAAAUAAGACAGAUAGAAUAGUAUUAGAGCAUAGAGUUAUGAUUGGAAUUCAAUAGACAAAGUAGAAAGUAGUUUUUGGAUCUGUGUGAUCACUAGUGAUGCAUGGAAAGCGGCCAUGUUGCAUACAAAAAUUUGUUUUGGGUGAUCUUUGAUGAAUUUUCCACCAUAACUCUUUAUGGUCUAUGCUAUUCUAUCCGACAAAUUUAAUAUUGUGUAAAAGUGUAUAUUGGAAAUAUAAUAUAAUAUAAAUACAUUGAUUAUAAUUAUAUAAAUGGAUGAAAACUAUUGUAGAUUUCUAUUUUAAUUACUUAACUACAAGAUGAUAAAGUAUAUUUAAAGUUAUUUGUUUCUUAAAAUAUGUUUGAAGUAUGAGGCAAACUGCGCUGCAACGCUACUAAAUCACAAAAACGUUGUGUUUCGGUUUGUUCUCUAUACGAAUUACUAUAGUCUGGCGAGUUUGUUGGUAACACUCCCAUGUUAUGCGGGCGACGGGCGGAAAGACUGUGCGGGUAUGAAAUAGUGCGUGCGGGGAAGUGACGUACAUCAGUCGUGGGGUUUUUAAUUCAUCGCUACAUGCCCCCCGCCCCGCGCGCAACAUCGGGAGUGUUACGAACGAAGUUGCCAAGCUAAAAUUGGUUGCUCAAACCUGAGCUCAAAGACAAGUCAAACAUUAUGGUCUGCUCAUAAAAUGAUUUUUCACAAAUUUGACAUUAUAAGGCUAAAACAUAUUUGAAAUAUUCAUGUACACCUAUUUAUGCCAAAAGCUUGAUUGUUGUUUGUAUGUUGUAUAAAUAUAUGUAUUACUCCAUUACUUUUGAUUCUAAAUAAAUGUUCAAUGAACAAUU